Parnassius apollo (apollo) is the source of this 489-nucleotide messenger RNA. NCBI's taxonomy places the organism in Eukaryota, Metazoa, Arthropoda, Insecta, Lepidoptera, Papilionidae. The record is from the annotation of a GenBank genome assembly.
AUGGAAAAAGUUGCUGCUGAACGUGAGUCCUAUGGGAAGAAGCCUUUGGUGGUUAAAGCUGAUGUAUCAAAAGACACGGAAGCUAAAGCAGCUAUAGACAAAACUAUACAGAAAUUUGAGAAGCUGGACAUUUUAGUGAAUAACGUAAGAAUCUUAAGCGUUGCUGGAUCUUGUGUGGCGCCUCUGCUGCUAGUUUCUCACAGCGUAUCUAAAGCAUGCUUGAAUCAUUUUACCCGUGGGGCAGCUUUAGAACUGGCUCCAUAUGGAGUAAGGGUAAAUGCAAUAAGCCCUGGACCAGUGUACACUGACAUCUAUGAAAAUGCUGGAACGGUGAGUCAUGUAGAUAAAAGCAAUAUAAAGACACCCCACGGUACGAUAUCUGAUCCAAUUGAAAUAGCUCAUCUAGUUUUAUUUUUGUCCAGUGAUAAAGCUCAAGCCAUCACGGGCUCGAAUUAUAUGUCCGACAACGGAUACCUUUUGUCACCUUAA